Messenger RNA from Geodia barretti, 858 nucleotides. The record is from the annotation of a GenBank genome assembly. Lineage: Eukaryota; Metazoa; Porifera; Demospongiae; Tetractinellida; Geodiidae.
AUGGAAUUCACCAAAAUGCAUGGCGCCGGCAACGAUUACGUUUACGUUGACGCCCGAGAUAUGCCCGAAAGGGAUUGGGGAACCUUGUCGCAAUCCAUCUCCGACCGGCAUUCUGGCGUCGGCAGCGACGGCCUGAUUCUGGUGAUGAAUUCAGAAGUUGCCGAUCUGCAGAUGCGGAUGUUCAACUCGGACGGUUCCGAGGGCGAGAUGUGCGGCAAUGGUAUCCGUUGUUUCGCCAAGUACGCCAUUGAGCGCGGCAUUGUGGCGCCGUCGGUGGCGUCCGUUACAGUCGACACGCUGGCCGGCAUCCGCACGGUGGUGCCGCAUUUCCUCGGGUCGGCGGUGGAUUCGGCGCGGGUCAGCAUGGGCGCACCGAGAUUGGCGCCGUCCGAUAUACCCGUUGACCUGGAUCCCGCCAUUGCCAGCCAGGGCGGGCCGAUCGUGCAUUACGCACUGCAACCGGGUGAUUUUCGGUUGUACGUUACCCUGGUGUCCAUGGGCAACCCCCACGCGGUUACCUUUAUCGACCAGCCGGUUGGUGAGUUUCCGCUGCACAAUAUCGGCCCGUUGGUGGAACGCCAUCCCAUCUUUCCACGGCGCGCCAACUUCGAAAUCGUCAAUUUGCGGGAAGACGGCAACCUUGAUGCCCGGGUGUGGGAACGUGGUUCCGGCGAAACCAUGGCCUGCGGCACGGGCGCCUGCGCCAUCGCGGUGGCAUCGCGGCUGCUGGGUCACACUGGCGAUCGGGUUGCGGUAAACCUGCCUGGGGGCACACUGACCAUAGAUUGGGACGGCGUCGGCGAGGUCUAUCUGGAAGGGCCGGCCAAAGAAGUAUUCAGCGGAGUGUGGACAGAAUGA